Molecule: messenger RNA, 231 nt
Organism: Mesorhabditis spiculigera
Lineage: Eukaryota; Metazoa; Nematoda; Chromadorea; Rhabditida; Rhabditidae
Source: the annotation of a GenBank genome assembly
AUGUCAACUCGCGCCAAGAUGCCGUCGAUUUCGGAGGACGAGACCGCCGCCGUGCAGCAGCAACAUCAUCACCUACUGGCUGGGCUAAGCCAGCUAUCCUGCUCGACGGGCAAUAACGAGGGCUUCACCCUGAACCGCACCGACGAGGAGAAGUCGGAAACGCGCAAGAGCGAGGCCCCCCUCCGACGAUUGCGUCUCGAUGCGCUCGCAGGCCGCACAAACGACCCGCGU